GCCUCUGUGGGAAUCCGGGGUCUCUGGUUACCUACACCCCGGCUUCGCCUCCCAGCAUCAUGUCGGUGCGCACGCUGCCGUUGCUCUUCUUGAACUUGGGCGGGGAGAUGCUUUAUAUCCUGGACCAGCGGCUGCGGGCUCAGAACAUCCCCGGAGACAAGGCCCGCAAAGAUGAAUGGACAGAGUUGGACAGAAAACGAGUUCUGAAUGACAUCAUCUCUACCAUGUUCAAUCGGAAAUUUAUGGAGGAAUUAUUCAAGCCCCAGGAGCUCUACUCUAAGAAGGCUCUGAGGACUGUCUAUGACCGCCUGGCCCACUCCUCUAUUAUGAGACUCAACCAGGCCAGCAUGGACAAGCUCUAUGACCUAAUGACAAUGGCUUUCAAAUACCAAGUGUUGCUGUGUCCCCGCCCCAAGGAUGUGUUGCUGAUCACUUUCAAUCACUUAGAUGCCAUCAAAGGAUUCAUACAAGACUCGCCAACUAUCCUUUAUCAAGUGGAUGAGACCUUCCGGCAGCUGAUGGAUAUAUAUGGAACCCUCUCUGCUGGAGAAUUCCAGCUGAUCCGGCAGACGCUCCUCAUCUUCUUUCAGGACCUGCACAUCCGGGUGUCCAUAUUCCUCAAGGAUAAAGUUCAGAAUUCUAAUGGGCGCUUUGUGUUACCAGUGUCUGGGCCUGUUCCCUGGGGGACUGAAGUUCCCGGACUUAUCAGAAUGUUCAACAGCAAAGGCCAAGAGGUGAAGAGGAUAGAAUUCAAGCACGGUGGAAGCUAUGUUUCAGCCCCAAAAGAAGGUUCUUUGGAACUCUGUGGAGACCGAGUUCUGAAACUAGGAACUAAUAUGUACAGUGCAAAUCGGGCCGUGGAGACCCACACAUCUGAAACAUCACAUAGCAUGGCUGCACAGACACAGGAGAGCCUUGUUCCCAACCCUCUUGCUAAAGAGGAACUGAACUUCUUGGCCAGGCUGAUGGGAGGAAUGGAGAUUAAGAAAUCCAGUGGCCCUGAGCCAGGAUUCCGGUUGAAUCUCUUUACCACUGAUGAAGAGGAGGAGCAAGCUGCUCUAACCAGACCUGAAGAGUUAUCCUAUGAAGUCAUCAACAUACAGGCAAUCCAGGACCAGCAAAGGAACCAAGAGCUGGCACGGAUCAUGGGCGCAUUUGAGCCCAUGGAACAGCAGAAACAGAGUGCCAGCAAGGGGGAUGAUUUGCUUGCCAUGAUGGAUGAGUUAUAGCAGUAUGUACCGUGCACCCUCUCCCCGUCAGGGCGAGGCUGCCUGAAUCUGAGCCCCAGGGAAGGCCCAGGGUUCAGAACACUCUUCUAGACUCAAAGUUAUUCCCUGCCAUCCUGUUUCUGCUGUAAGAACUAUGGGAGACCUCGAAAGCAGACUUCUUGGAGGCACACACCAAACUCUCAGCAAAAUAUACCCUGACUUUUAAAUAGAA
Molecule: messenger RNA, 1440 nt
Organism: Suncus etruscus (white-toothed pygmy shrew)
Lineage: Eukaryota; Metazoa; Chordata; Mammalia; Eulipotyphla; Soricidae
Gene: OSCP1
Product: organic solute carrier partner 1
Exons: 11
Coding region: 60-1229 (389 amino acids)
Biological process (GO): transport
Cellular component (GO): cytoplasm; plasma membrane
Source: RefSeq, a predicted model, not a curated record